Messenger RNA from Papilio xuthus (Asian swallowtail), 1276 nucleotides. Its product is annotated as tetraspanin-6-like. Bases 85 to 987 code for a protein of 300 amino acids. Gene Ontology annotation, cellular component: membrane. The record is from RefSeq and is a predicted model, not a curated record. NCBI's taxonomy places the organism in Eukaryota, Metazoa, Arthropoda, Insecta, Lepidoptera, Papilionidae. The transcript is spliced from 6 exons.
UGUUUAUUUAUGACAUAUCUUAAGAACCUCUAGGAUUUUGGUGAGAAAUAUUUACAUGAUUUUUAUACCUACAUAUUGGAUAUUAUGGUGGCAAAUCAAAACCAUCCGUUUGUUUUAUGGGGAGCUUGUUUUUUGUGGUUCAUAUCGAUGUUGUGUAUAAUUUGGUCUCUACUUUUAUUCUUCUUUGUGGGCAAUAUUCUUGUGCAGACAGGAACGGAUUUGGUUAACGCGUUUGUAUUGCUGUCAGGAAUAAUAACUUUACCCACCAAUGUGCACAUUUUAUAUUCUAUAGCAUACGGUAUCCGAGUCGAGCUUAAAAGUAAAGUAAUGUGUUGUCCAUUAUGGUUUUGUAUAAUAUGGAUAAUUGUCAUCAACGCCGUUGGCAUUGUCUUGUGUAUAAAAGUAAUACAUUCGUGCGAAGAGAAUACGGUAAAUAGUAUUGGCCACGGUAUGAAAUAUUAUAGAAGCAUUCCGAAAUAUAAAAACUUUAUUGACAAUGUUCAAUGGUCGUUACAUUGUUGUGGGCUUAACUCGUACAAAGAUUGGUUCAAACACGAGUGGUAUGAUAAAAUUCGAGAUUACGAAUGGGAUCCUUUUACGAAUAGACAAACUGUAAGAAGUUUGAAGGAGGCCACUGACAGUGUUCCUUUGAGUUGCUGCAAAAGUGGUUCUUGUAUAUCUAACUUUCUAACCGAGUUGGGGACAUAUUCGAUAAAUACUGCUGGAUGCGGCCACAAAAUGUACCACAUCAUCAGGUGUUCGAUGUAUGCGCAUCUUUUCCUCUUCACCUUGGUGAUUUUAAUCGAGAUUCUCAUGCUUAAAUUUAUUGCGCGGAGAGACGAUAGUGAUAGUUGUAAGAAACUUAAAAAUAAUGUUCAACGUAUAAUGUCAGUCAAUAACAACUUUGAAGCAUCGAGCAGUUCGUAUCAAGUGAAUCCAGAGGAUAGCGAAGAUUUAGAAUUAUCAAGAGAAUAUGAAAAAGAUUAAACCAAUAUAUGUUUGCAAUUAAUAGAAAUAGUUAAAAUAAUUUUUCAUAUUUUUAUUUAAGGCAACUAAAAAUCAUUUUAUAUUAUACGGAUUGUAAAUCGAUUGAUGAUUUUAAUCCGUUCGAUUAAAAUUUCUCGUCUGCCAUUGGAUUGGCAACAUUUGAUUUGGUUUUUGACAGUGACAGAUAUCAGAAAAUAGUGUUUGAUUUGAGGUUGUUUUUGUGCAACUAGCACUUUAAAUUUAGCAAUUUUAUUGCUACAAUUAAGUAGUUCUUAUAAUCUUGAACAAA